This is a messenger RNA of Artibeus jamaicensis (Jamaican fruit-eating bat), 3315 nucleotides long. It is a transcript of the gene MTFR1L, whose product is annotated as mitochondrial fission regulator 1 like. Gene Ontology annotation, cellular component: mitochondrion. Bases 1543 to 2427 code for a protein of 294 amino acids. The record is from RefSeq and is a predicted model, not a curated record. Gene Ontology annotation, biological process: aerobic respiration; mitochondrial fission. The transcript is spliced from 7 exons. Lineage: Eukaryota; Metazoa; Chordata; Mammalia; Chiroptera; Phyllostomidae.
ACUUCCUUCUUUCCAACUUUCUUUCCCCAUAAAGUGAAUGGUAACUCCUCUCCCAGGGGUGAGAGACUCUACAAGGAAGAGCUUCCAGAAAGCACUGCAUUGGUAGUCCAGCCCACCCCUGAUCAGAGCCGCUCCCUGGCUACCCAUAUUUUGCCGUGUAUAAUGCGCUCCCUUGGCUUUGUGUGCAUUAUACGUGGAUUAUACUCAUUAUUAAACCCAUGUAUGAUGCAUUCUUAUUUUCCCUCAAAAAUUUGGGCAAAAAAGAGUGCAUUAUACACAGAAAAAUAUGGUACCUCUCACCCGGGCCUGCCCAGCCCUCAUGACUUGACCCCCAGUUAAUCUUUACCCCUUAUACUCUGCUCCUCUGAGACAUCUCUCACCAUCCUGUCCUGGACAUGUGCUGUUAUUACUGUUUUUCUUCCUUCUCCCUCCAACCUGCCAUAGGACCUUGAGGCCAGGGGGCUGAAUUCACCUGACCACCUGCCUAAUGUACCUUUCUGAAGAUAAUUAUGUAUUCUUGGCUAGAAUUAUGUAUUCAGGUGCUAUCUCUUCUAGAUUGUGAGUUCCUUCAGAGUGGCUGUGCCUUCCUCUCUCAUGGCCCCUCCAGUGCCCGGCACAAGGUGGGCACCAUUAGUGUUUGACGAACAAGGGAAUAAGUGAGCUCACUGAUUGCAUCUGCUCACCAUGCAAGGGCAGUUGUGAAGAAUCCAGUCAAGAGUGACCUCAUCCAUCUGUCACAUUUUAACAGUUCAUUAAGCCCUUUAAAAUUCCCUACUUCACUGAUUGAUCCUUAAGGUGGCAGCUGUUCUUAUGCUCUUUUUACAGGUGGAGAACCAACAUUUGGAAAGGUUAAGUGACUUGCCUGUGGCUACAAAGCCAAUAGGUGGCUGAGCCAAGACAAAAGCAUUUGGCUCUUCCCUGUAGCCUAAUAGACGAGAUUGACUAGAGUGGGCUGUCCAUUCUUCUGUGGUCUGUUUCACCUCUCCCCCUAUCAGAGGCCCAGUAGUGCUGGGUGGUGCAUGCUGGGCUUUUAUAUCUUAUCUUCAAGAAUGAAUGCUAAAGCUCUGGCCAGGUAGCUCAGUUAGUUAGAGUAUCAUCCUGAUUCCCCAAGGUUGCAGGUUCUAUCCCCAGUCAGGGCACAUAAAAGAAUCAACCAAUGAAUGCAUAAAUAAGUAGAACAACAAAUCAAUGUUUCUCUUAUUUAUUCUCUCUCUAAAAAUCAAUAAAUAAAAAAUUUAAAAGAAUGAAUGUUGGGCUUGGGUGGCACCUACAAUUUGCCUUUCCCUUUAACUACCAGAGGGUUCUAUUUCAUCUUUAGAAGUUUUGCCUCAGGAAACCAAGGGCCCAGGAGGGGGUCCAGCAUUGUCCAAGCUCAUGCAUGCCCGGUUUUGUGGGACUUGUGCAGUGAACACUGAGUUGCCACUGUGAGGGUUGUUUCACAGGGAGGGAACUCGGAUGUUCCUUAAGAUGGCCUGAUAUGAAGGAAUCACGCCUCCCGACUCCCCAAGCUGCCUCGUCCUUCAAGUGCAAGAGCUGGUUGAGAUGUCGGGAAUGGAAGCCAAUGUGACUAUCCCAAUCUGGCAAAACAAACCUCACGGGGCUGCUCGCAGUGUAGUAAGAAGAAUCGGGACCAACCUGCCACUGAAGCCAUGUCCCCGGGCAUCCUUUCAGACCCUGCCCAACGUCUCUGAUCUGUGUCUGAGGGAUGUGCCCCCAGUCCCUACUCUGGCUGACAUCGCCUGGAUUGCUGCAGAUGAAGAGGAGACAUAUGCCCGGGUCAGGAGUGAUACACGCCCCCUGAGGCAUACCUGGAAGCCCAGCCCUCUGAUUGUCAUGCAGCGAAAUGCCUCGGUGCCCAACCUGCGUGGGUCUGAGGAGAGGCUCCUGGCCUUGAAGAAGCCAGCCCUGCCAGCCCUAAGCCGCACCACAGAGCUGCAGGACGAGCUGAGCCACCUGCGCAGCCAGAUUGCUAAGAUAGUGGCAGCUGAUGCAGCUUCAGCUUCGGCUUCAUUAACGCCAGAUUUCUUAUCUCCAGGAAGUUCAAAUGUCUCUUCUCCCUUACCUUGUUUUGGAUCCUCAUUCCACUCUACAACUUCCUUUGUCAUUAGUGACAUCACCGAGGAGACCGAGGUAGAGGUCCCCGAGCUUCCAUCAGUCCCCCUGCUUUGUUCUGCCAGCCUUGAAUGUUGCAAACCAGAACACAAAGCUACCUGCAGCUCGUCUGAAGAGGAUGACUGCGUCUCUCUGUCCAAGGCCAGCAGCUUUGCGGAUAUGAUGGGGAUCCUGAAGGACUUUCACCGGAUGAAACAGAGCCAAGAUCAGAACCGGAGUUCAUUGAAGGAGGAGGACCCUGCUGUCCUUAUCUCUGAGGUUCUAAGAAGGAAGUUUGCUCUGAAGGAAGAAGAUAUCAGUAGAAAAGGAAAUUGAUAACACUCAGCUCUGCAAACUCAGUUUUGUGCUCCUGGACUUCCUCAAUAGCUGCCUUCUUCACCGCAGAUGUUUCUGCCUCUCCAUUAGAAGUUUUCUGCAACAGUCUUGCUGAAAGCUAGAACUUGGACUGAAAGAGCUGGAUUGUUUCCCAUACUUCAAAUCUUAGCAGAAGCUAAGGCCUGUUUUGAGUUGAGACACCUAUUACAGGUAAAUGUAUAGGUUGGAAAGUUUCCAUCUAAAGGCUGAGCCAGGAGUUUCCGGUUUUUCCUUACCCCUGUGUGAAAGUAGGUCCUGAAUGACUGACUUCACUGCAUUAGACCCCGUAACUGGUCUCACUGGACCUACUGUACAGUGACACUGUACCCAGCUGUCACUUUCAGCAGCUUCCUUGCAGUCAGCCAAGGGAGCUCUAAAUGUUUAUGUACAUGUUCACAGGGCAGGAAAAAUCUAAUACUGUUCAUAAUACACCAAUGCCCAGCAGUCACCCUCUCCCCUGUCCAACACCUAGAAGUAGAGGUCUGGCCUCUGAACCAGCUGCCGUUGGGGCUGCUUCUAGGAGGCCUGGCUGUUUUUUUUUUCUUAAAUAUAUUUUGUAAUACUGUACAACCAAAUCUACCCUCCAAGGCCCUGGGGCCUCAUUGGUUCCACUGACUGAACUCUUGCUCUUCCAUGGACUGUAGUUUAAGCCCAGUAGAAAAGAGAAAUGGGGAGGGGAAAGAGAAUAUCAUCUUUCUUACAGGCCCUUGACUUCUCCUUUGCAUUGGGACAAGGUUUGUACCCACACCAUGCAUGACUCAGACACCCUCAGGUCCCUUUCUCUACGGUAUGUAUUGUGUGUGUUUGGGUUGAAGCACUACCUGACAUUAAAGGAAGGAUUUGCAGAGA